This is a messenger RNA of Podarcis lilfordi (Lilford's wall lizard), 9200 nucleotides long. NCBI's taxonomy places the organism in Eukaryota, Metazoa, Chordata, Lepidosauria, Squamata, Lacertidae. The record is from the annotation of a GenBank genome assembly.
GCUGGGACGUGUAGUUGGGAAAGGAGGGAGGGAGUGCUGCGAGAAGGCCUUCCCUCCCUCCGGUCGUUCCCGGCGCGGGGAGGAGCCUGAUCGGUGAGUGGUUGGGCGGGGGCGGAGGCUGGGGGGGUUAUCUUUUGCCGGACACCUGGGUUCCUGCGGGAGGGGGGGGGGGAGGUGGUCGAGUAAGCAGCGGGGUGCUGCCAUUUACCGGCGCGUCCCUUUUUUUGCUUGCUGCCCCAGUGGCCCACCUCCCGCUUAGCUUGGUCUAGGCGGGGCAUUGCCAGGCGACGGAGCGAUCGCGGUUGCAUCCUGGGCGCCUUGUGAGUUGCCCCGGGCGGGCUGCGGCGAAUCCCUCCAGGGUGCCAGAUCCCUAGGGAUGCAACUGCGUUGCCGGCAGAUCCCUUUGCUUCAUGGGCGGCAGCGACCUCUUUUCUCUUUCUCUGCAGGCCCAAAGGCGAUGCAGGGAUGCAGCUCAAGGGACCUCCUAGUUCGCCCUUAGAUUGCGCCCCACGCCCUUCAGGCGGGAGAAGAAGGUGGGGUGGGUGGGGGGCUAAGUUGCACAAACUGCGAUCUCUUUUAAAUGUACGUUAGUGCAUCUGAAUGUGCCACACACUCGCCCCUCCUCAAAGUGGCUAGAAUACGCCCCCCCCCACGUACUCCACCCCGUCCUUGCAGAUCCGUUGGCAGUACAGUAUAGCUUUCCUGGACCUUUGCGGUGUUGUGACAUUCUCCUGGGUAUUGUGUAAAAACUGUGAAACGAUGGAGCAGUUGCUACCCUUGUAGAAAGACUUUGCAGAAGGGUUGCGGCUGCUACUUCUGUGCAACAUCUUGCCCCAGGGAUCCAGUCCCCAAGGACUUUUAUUUCUGCUCCUGUCAAACUCCAUUUGUACCAUUUCACCUGCCCAGUUCUCCCUGGUUGGGUUUACUGUGGUGGGUGCUGCUUAGGAAGCCUUUUGGUCCAGCACCUCAACCGCUCCAACUGAGCUCAUCAGUGUACAAAUGUUUUCUGCUGUUUGCAAGCAGAUGGGCCCGUUAACUAAGGCUGGCAGACGUGGGUGCAGAGACUGUGGAACUAACUCUUGGUAGAAAUUUUGGCAUAAUUUCCCUACCACUGGGUCGUACUAGCCAUGCUGGGCUAUGAAUAUGAGGUCAUCCAUGUAUGUGCUGGACAUUUUGCAACAAAUAGCUCUGCCCCCCCUCUUUUUUUGAGCUAUGAAGCUGUUGUACCUAGUGCAUGUUUUACUACCCUUGUACGCAGACCCUUUCAUAUUGGGAGUAGUGCUGGGAAGCAAUCACUAUAACGCUUAGGGGGGAAAGAGUUUGUAGAAUCCAAGACAUGCUAUACGAGCAGAACAGGAAGGAAAGUCUGUUAGGUCUUUAAACAGAACUGGUUGGGCAAGUCAGCAAUCGAUGACCUGGUGACAUUUCCUGGUAACGUUUCCUGGAUCCUAUUUGGGGAGGAGCUGAGCUCUGCCACCUGUCGCAUGCUAUAGGUGCGGCUGGUCCCCAGAACUCCCAGCAAGAUAUGAAUUGGGAACUGUCAGAAAGGUCUGGAAACCACAAGGGCUCUGGCAUAAUUGCUACUCAAAAUGAUGUAAAGAUCCAAACUUCUGGGGUGGGAGAAUCGUUGUUGGUAGGUGAAAGAGCCAGCGGUUAGCAGCCUGAUGACUGAAGGGCUUGAUCGCAGCCUUGGAGUCUCCUCGUCAAAAGGGAGCGGGGUUUGGAGUAUGGGCAGGGCUGGUUUGUCCCAUGACUCAGUGGCUUGUCUUUCUAGAUUCGGAAGGGGCAGUGACCCCUACACACCCUCCCUUCCUUCUUCCGUCUUUCCCUAACACCCUGUCUGCUUCACUGUGCUUUCUUGUUUGGAUUACAAACUUUACAUAGUUUAAUUGGGUAAUUAGCAAAGCUUUAGUUGACCUAUUGGUGCAGGCCAAUUUUAAUUGUUGAGGACAAUUUCUGCGACUUAGGAAUGCACUUGUUUGUUUACUUUCAAGGCCUUUUUUGUUUCUGGUACCUCAUCUUCUACCACCUUCUAACAAGGAGCCAGAGUUUUUUGUGUAUUAAGAGCUAGCAAUGGCCUGAGUGUCAGGCUUCGACUGGGGAGAUCUGGGUUCAAAUCCCUGUUCAGCUGCAGAGCUUAUUGGCUGACCUUGGGCCAGUCACCCUGUCUCAUGGUUGUUUUGACAAUGAAAGGGCAAGGGGAACACACAGUCUAUCUUGAGCUCCUUGAAGGAAAAGCAAGAUAAAACUGAGAAUGAGUGCCUGAGCUUGCUUUAUUCCCUCCUCAUUUUGUGUCCCAUUUCCUAUUACGAUGUGUCUUUUAGAUGGUGAUUCUGAGGGUGGGGGCUGUCUUCUCAUUGAUAUUCAUAAGCUGCUCUGCAAUCCGAUUUUUGGCAGAAGAACAGGACAAAAAUCCCCAUAAUAAUAGAUUGCAAGCUAUUUUACAUUUCCUCCAGUAACUCAAAAAGGCACCUUUAUUGGAGUUUGGAUAAUGUGAGUAAAUAAGUAAUUAAUCAUUUUAAAGUGUUAUGUUUAAUAAACUGGAAAAAAGGUUAAUCAGUUGACAGUCCAACUUUUAGUGUGCUCAUGUCUCUGGUGUAAUUCUGCUCCAGCAGGAAUCCUCGUAGUGCACAGUUUGGAAGUGCCACUGCUGGUGCUGCUUCCAUGCCUGUUCCGUUGCAGAAUUCCUGGCCCAGUUGCCUGGCUUUCCCCCCGAUGUUGCUUCACCUUCUGCCUUUUCUUGUUUCCUUUUGCUUUUCCUUCUUGCAUGGAUAGGAAUCAGUAUGCUUGGUGCUGCUGCCUCACUGCCUCCCCGUCCUCCACCCCCCCACAAGGUAGGGCAGAUUGCAUGUCCACCCCUGCUGCAUCCCUUUUGCACCCCCUGCUGACCCUCUUCUUCCCUUCCAGGUUCCCGGGAACCUCAGGCUCAUGCCCGUCCCAUCCCGCCCACGCCUGCAAUGGGACGAUUCUCUGAAUCCCUUGCGGAUUAGUGUGGGCGGACUCCCAGUGCUGGCGUCCAUGACCAAAGCGGCUGACCCCCGCUUCCGCCUGCGUUGGAAGGCCAUUGUGGCAACCUCCCUGGCCCUGAUCCUUGUCCUGCUGCUCCUCUGCUUCCAGCGUUCGCCUUCGGCAAGCAGGCCGGUGCCUCUCACCGCUCACAACUGGCGCCUCGGGGCACUGCCCAGUGGGCGGUACAAUGACACCUACCCCUUGUCGCCACCCCAGCGGAUCCCGGAGGGCGUGCGCUACCGCAUUGGACUCAUUGCCGACCUCGACACGAACUCCAAGGGCCCCGGCGAGCACACCUGGUUCAGCUACUUGAAGAAAGGUUACCUGACCCUGUCGGCCAGUGGGGACCAUGUCUCUGUCGAGUGGGACACCCAGGACCAUACGCUGGAGUCUCACCUGGCUGAGAAGGGGCGUGGCAUGGAGCUCUCCGAAUUGGUAGUCUUCAACGGCAAGCUGUAUGCUGUGGAUGAUCGCACUGGUGUGGUCUACCAGAUCGAUGGCACCAAGGUGGUACCUUGGGUGAUCUUGUCUGAUGGGGAUGGCACAGUUGGCAAGGGUGAGCUCAGGUUUUGUGUUGGAUACCCCAAUGACACUGUCAUUCCCGUUUCUCAAUGUCCGAAAUAUAACAGAGGCCACAGUAGAAGUGGGAAUUCCCAGAAUUCCCAUGCCUUCGGUCACAAAUAUGGCCGGCUCACAAUUAGAACAUAAGAAGAGGCUGCUGGAUGAGGCCAGUGGACUAUAAAGUCCAGCAUCCUGUUCUCCCAGUGGUCGACAGUUCCUCACAAUGUCCUGCUUUCCAGGCUCGGCUGCAUGCAUUCUUUUUAUUACCGUUGGGCUGUGGGACCCAUUUUUAAUUAAGAGGCAAAAGUUGUUCAUUUAUUAGCACAUUUGGUUAGAUCAGGGUGCUGAUAAUGCCAAGGUUGAAAGUUCGAUCCCUGUAUGGGACAGAUGCAUAGUCCUGCAUUGCAGGAGGUUGAGCUAGAUCAGGGGUCAGCAACCUGCGGGCCAUGAGCCACAAGCGGCCCACGGGGGUCGUUUAAACGGCCCCUGAGCUGUCUCGGAACCGAGCUGUCCGUUCGGCGAGUCCCCGCCCACUGCACUAAACCAGCGGAGCGGGGACUUGCUUCCACGGCACCGGAAAUCGCAUCUGCACAUGCGCAGACGCGAUCCGGCCCACAGAGCGAUCUCCGCAGGAAUGAACCGGCCCAGGCGAGGUAAACCUUGCUGACCCCUGGGCUAGAUGAUCAUCAGGGUCCCUUCCAACUCUUCAACCAUAUUUUGAAUGGAGCUCUGAGAAGUGAAUUUGCCUCCCUACAAUAGACGCACAUCUCUCUGCUCCUUACAAGGGAGCUGUGGAAGCUUGGGUCCAGGUAUCUGGGGUGUGUAUCCUUGACUGGAACCGUCAGCUCCCUGGGCAGUUAACACCAUGCCUUAAACCCUGAACUCUUUUCUGUUUUCCCCAGGGUUUAAGGCUGAGUGGCUAGCAGUGAAGGACGAGCAUCUGUACGUAGGAGGCCUGGGCAAGGAGUGGACGACCACCACUGGGGAGGUGCUGAACGAGAACCCCGAGUGGGUGAAAGUCAUUGGCUACAAAGGUGACGUGGCUCACGAGAACUGGGUGGCCAAUUACAACGCACUGAGGACUGCAGCGGGGAUCAAGCCCCCAGGUGAGCAGUGGGCAGGUUCUUGGAUUGGAAGAACUGUUUCAAAAGAAACAUGCUGGCACCUGUGUCAUUCUACUUCUGGAUUUUCUGAGCACUCUGGGUUUUGGUUUGUUUUUCGUAUAGAUGGGAUUGGUGAAUGACAGAGGGGGAGUCAGAGGGGGUAUGGAAUUUGGGGGGGGGGGGCAGGAUAUGGGUCUGCCUAGAGAGGAAGAGAAAAGCAAUAAGGGCUUCAUUUUCAUGUUCAUGAACGCUGUGAUCAAGCGCCUAUAGCAGGUUGCUGCCUGAUGUGGCUAUUCACUCAUCUCCUGUGAAUAGAUCCAGAAGCAUAUCUCUUUAUAUGGAGACAGAUUGUUGGUCCAGCUGGCCCUACUCACUGUCAAUGUUGGUAGUAACUCCAGAGUCUGGGGCAGAGAUCUUUCCCAGGUCUCCCUUGCCAGGGGUGGCUUAACUGGAGAUGAUGGAAAUUGCAUCUGUGAACUUACGGAUGUGCUCUGUACCGCUGGUUCAUAUGCCGACUUCAAACUCAGUUCUUCAUUCCCUCCAUCUUCCAGUGUGUUUGGGGUACUCACAUCACUGAUGAUAGGAAUGCACUCAUGCAGUAUUGCUGCCACAAGCAUUAUGGGCUAUGCAGCCCAUAAUGUAGUGAAAAGUUUUGUUUAUUAUGUCUUCUGUGUUUUUAGCUUGUGUUUUUAUGUUACGAACCGCCCUGAAAUCUACAGAUGAAGGGCAGUAUACAACUGUAAAUAAUAAUAAUAGUAAUAAUAAUAAUAAUACUGCCCAUUCUUUUCCCCUUUGCCUGCUGUGGCUUCAGAGCCAGUGUGGUGUAGUGGUUAAGAGCGGUAGACUCGUAAUCUGGUGAACAGGGUUCGCGUCUCUUCUCCUCCACAUGCAGCUGCUGGGUGAGCUUGGGCUAGUCACACUUCUCUGAAGUCUCUCAGCCUCACUCACCUCACAGAGUGUUGUGGGGGAGGAAGGGAAAGGAGAAUGUUAGCCGCUUUGAGACUCCUUAAAAGGGAGUGAAAGGCGGGAUAUCAAAUCCAAACUCUUCUUCAUUGUAUUUGCCCCUGGCCCCAUCCCUGCUUGACAUUCACUUUUGCUCCGCCCCUCCCAGGUUACCUGAUCCACGAGUCUGCCUCUUGGAGCGAGACACUCCAGCGCUGGUUCUUUUUGCCGCGCCGCGCCAGCCACGGGCGCUACAACGAGCAGGAGGACGAGCACUGUGGCACCAACCUGCUGCUUAGUUCCGCACCGGACUUUGCCGACAUCACUGUGAGCCGCGUUGGCGACGUCAUCCCCACCCACGGCUUCUCCUCCUUCAAGUUUGUCCCUGACACGGAUGACCAGAUCAUUGUGGCACUGAAAUCUGAGGAGGACGCUGGGCAGGUGGCAACAUACAUCACCGCCUUCAUGCUGGAUGGGCGUUGCCUUCUGCCUGAAACUCGUAUCGGUUCUGUCAAAUAUGAAGGCAUUGAGUUCAUCUAAUGGAUUGAAUGGGUACUUUGGAGACAAGGCGGAUGAGCUGGGUGUGGGGCUGGGGCAGGAGGAUGUGCCCCAGGAUUUCCCCUCUAAUUCUGGCUCGGCUGCAAAGCAUGGUGGGACUCUGAAGUGCUCUUUCAUGGCAUAGCUUUCACCUCUAUAAAAGCAACUUGGUUUAUUGCAAGUGUGGGCCUGUUUCUGUGCGGACCCCUAGUGGUGCAGGGUGGGCAGCGCCUUUGCAGUUUUUCGUUUCUUGGCUUCAUUGCACCCUGCAAGAAACUCCUUUGGUUUCAGUCCAACUCCUUCCUGCUUUACUCACCUAGCCUGGUGAUCUGGCGAGACAUACGUGAGGAAUUGGCUUGAUCCUAUCCUAUCCUAUCCCUUCACUUUAUUUUAUUUUCUACAAUUCACAUGUGCCUUUGUUAGGAAAGGGAAAUCUUGGCACUUGGCUGUCCAGCAGGAUUAUUAUUCAGUCACUUCAAGGGUCUUCCUUGGCCCAUCCCACUCCACCCCACAGUAGCCUUGGACCUUGGCUAGAUGGGUACUUCUUUAUGAUGAGACAUUGCUGAUGAGACCUGGACCUCUGGUCUAGAGUAUGUCAGAUAACAGUAGAGGGAGUGAGAGAGCUGGGGAAUCUGUUUGGAGCAAAAAGGUGAUCUGCGGUCAGCCCCCUUGUGGCUGCAGCAAAGGGACCGCUUCCGUUAGCUGCUCCGUGUAGUUCCUAAUCUUGAGAUACCCCAGACUCCAUAUAGGUGUGAACCAAAAAGGGUAGAUUAUAAGCCAUACUCAGACUGCCGACCCAUUUAGCCCCAGGUGUUUUCUUUUCAGCAGUUUGUUGUAUCCAAGUCAUUCCCAGAGUAGCCCCACUGGAAUAAAUGGACUUAGAUUUGUCCAUUGCACACAGUAAUCCUGCACUGCUGAGGCCAUUAUUAGAAAGUUCUCAUUUGAAUCUUCCCUUUUCCCUUUUUUGGUUUAAGGUGGGUGGGGUUCAAGGUCAGGAAGCCAGCAUCCUAUUGGAGUACUACAACUGAAAUAAAGUGUCCUAGUUUAUUUUUGCUCCAUUUGGCAUUCCUUGUUCUCCACAUGUGAUAAGACAGAGCAUGUGGUCCUGAGCAUUAACAUCAGCCCUAGUAACGUGUUCUGUAUCUCAAUAAAUUAUCAAGAGCUUUUCUAGUCCCAAGAGCUUGUGAUGGUUUUGCAUACCUGAAAGCACCUUAUGGAUUGUAGUAAUGUUCUCAUGAUUUUCCUGUAGACCACAACGCUACAAGGCACUAAACUACACAUAUUAGGUGCCUAUUUUCUAACAGAUAGGUUUUUGAACGUGUAUGCAAGAAACACCAAGUCUUAUGAAUGAACUUAGAGGCUUCAGGUACCCCAAAUAAAUCCCAAGUGACCUUUGGUUUAUGUCAUAAUGUAUAUAGUUGGAGACUUAUGCCAUUUUGUGUGUGUGGCUUUAUCCAUUGUAGAGCUAAAUCGGGGUCCCAUCAGCGCAUGGAUUACCACUAAUGCAGCAAGGCUCCUCCCUCCUGUGCCCCCUCAGUAGUUCUAGGGGUUCCCCCAACCCUUCAGAACAGAUAUGGGUAGGAUGGAAGGUGCAAGUGAGGAAGGACCUGACAGGAUGAAUAAAUAAAAUAUCACCCAUAACAUAGCAAGGCUAUCUUACACCACCAGAUCAGCCAUGGAGAUAUUUCCCAAUCCUACUUAGACGUGCCAGGGACUGAUCCUGGGAUGUUCUGUGCAUAGUUAAACUAUGGAACUCACUCCCACAGGAGGCAGUGACCGCCACCAACAGAGAAGAGGAUUGGACAAAUUCAUGGAGGAGAGGGCUGUCGAAGGCUACUAGCCAUAAUGGCGAGGCUCUGCCACCACACAUGGAGGCAGCAAUGCUUCUGAAUGCCAGUUGCUGGAACUGCAGGCGGGAAGAGUGCUCUUUUGUUUGAAUCCUACUUGUGGGUUUCCUACAGGCAUCUGGUUGGGCCUCUCUGGGGAACAGGAUGCUGGACUAGAUGGGCCAUUGGCCUAACUCAGCAGGCUUUUCUUGUGUGCAAAUCAUGCUCUGCUACAAAGAUACAGCCUCACUUUCCCUGUGUAAAAAUGUAUUCGGGCACAUGGAAUAUAACAUCCUAGUGGGGCUUUUUCAAGUUGGAUGAUUCCAAAAUAACCCCACCACAAUACUUUUGGUUUAUAAUCAUAAACUAGUAUGAUAGUAUGACAAAGGAUGAGUGGCUAAUCACUAGAUGGCAGCACUUGCGUGUAGCAAAACCAAGUCUUGAGAUCAUUCAAUCUUAUCUGAAAGGACCAGUCUUUGGUGGGGGAUAGAGGUGGUUCAAUAGUGUUAUGUGCCACAUCAGAUCAGUGCGUUAGCAUUUACUUUUAAGGAUAUAUAACAUUCAGAAGACAAUGUAAAAGUGCAAGGCAUGCUAAAUAAAAAUAAGAGUUUAGCACACAAAAUCAAGAUUUGAUAGCAUUUUUAUAAACAGAACAUUGUCAGAAAACUUAAAUAGAACAUGUCUAGCUGUUGUUGUUUUUUGCAGUUGAGCAGUGUCAGUUACAUUUGCAAAACAAUCUGUGGACCUCUGUUGCUGAAGCAUCAGGCUGAGACCUUGUUUUGACUGAGGAACUGAGAACCCAUGGACCCAAGAUCACAAUAUUGUACUGUACUUCAUUAAUCCAGAAUAACCACUCCUAAUGUGCAACAGAAUUGCAUUUGUGCAUUAAAAAAUGGCAUCUCUUAAACUGCAUUUUAUUUUGACUGUACUAAUGGGGACAUGCUACAUUACGAUAUAUGUUGGGCUCCAACCAGCCUCAAACAAGAACAUUAGGGUGCUAUUCAGUGUGUGUGUGUGUGUGUGUGUGUGUGUGUGUGUAGGGGGGAGAUUUCAAGGGGAGGGGAGAGAGAAAAAAGACUAUUCACCCUCACCGUUUCCUAUUGAAAUCUUUCCCUACUUUGUUAUACAUUCCUUGAGUUCAAGACUGUUUGCGCUUUCUAAACGUGAGCUCUUUCUUGUUAUAUUGUGAGUUUUGGGGUGCGGUGGGGUUCUCCACAGAUAC